Messenger RNA from Trichoderma asperellum CBS 433.97, 1689 nucleotides. NCBI's taxonomy places the organism in Eukaryota, Fungi, Ascomycota, Sordariomycetes, Hypocreales, Hypocreaceae. The record is from RefSeq and is a predicted model, not a curated record.
AUGGCACCACCCUCGCCACGACGAUCUUCCAGAGCUCGCGCGUUGGCUUCCCAUCCUCAACAGUCUCUCUCAUCCACCAAUUUCAGCCGCCUUGAACGACAUACCAGAUCCCUCAACCGGCCCCAAUCGGACAAAUCCACACCCAGCGCAUCCGUAUCAUCCGAUCCGCUUGACGAUAUAGACGAUACCCUUCUUGGCCGAAGGCGGAAGCGCGGCCACGACGACGAACAGUACAAGAACUUGCGGAACGACGCCCAAGAUAUGUCUAACGAACUAGAUCCUUUGCAAGACGAGGAGGACGAGGCAGUUCGGUGCAUAUGUGGCUGCGAAGAUUACCCUGGCCGCCCUCCUGUCGACGGCUCAGAUGCCAACUUCCUCGCUUCCAUUGAACUCACAGAAGACGUCACGGGAUUUUUUGUGCAGUGCGAUAUUUGCAAAGUAUGGCAGCAUGGAGCAUGUGUCGGCAUCUUUAGCGCCGAGAGUUCUCCCGAAGAAUACUUUUGUGAACAAUGUCGGAAAGAUCUUCACAAAAUUCACACAGCAAAUAAUGGACAAAAAUACUCCAAAUACCUGCCUUUAAGUCGACCAGCCAGAACUGCAUCUCGAGCUACUUCCAUCGCAAAGGAUGGAGCUCGAUCGCCGAGGCUGGGCAGCGCUAAAUCUGCUCGAUCUCAAUCUACGUCACAAAUAUCCAAACGACGAUCCACGAUGAAUAGCCGCGAUGCCGCGUAUGACGAUGAACAGUUACGUCGAGCAAUCGAAGCUAGCAAGGAAGAGGUUGCCCAAGAUGGGACAGAAAAUAUGAAUAGGCGCACAAAACGGGGGCGCAGCAAUAGUGAAGAGAACAACGUAAUUGUUAAACGGCAGCGCACAAAUUCGCAAUCCACCACGCCGCCACCAAAACCAAUGGACACUAUCAGUCAAGAAAACACGGAUGACGAGAGUGGCGGGCGCAAUGGAUUAAAACGACCCCGAACCUACAAAGCUACAGAGAGAGCAGAAAGAGAGGAAAAGGAUCGUAUGCGGCAAGAAACCAUAAGCAAACGAAAAGGGCGCGCAGAUAGGCGGCGUACUGAAGAGGAAGUGAAUCCGUCGUCUUCCAAGGCUCCCAAUACCAGCGGUGCGGAAACGUCAAAUUUCGAAGACCCUACGCCUGCUGUACCAUCCCCCGUUCCGGGAACGCCCCCCGCAUCGCAUUCAUCUGCCGCAAAUUCUAACAAGCGAACGUCACGGAGCAAUCACAAAAAGGGCAAAGGGAAAAACCAAUAUACGAAAGACCGAACUGCGGAUAUUGAACGGUCACCCGCAAGAUCUGUAUCACGAGACACCCAGCGAGCCAAUAAUGCGACAACUGCUGCACACUCUAGGCACGUGGGAGACCACAAGAGCAGUUCAAGAACAAAGCUAGGCAUGGCGGGGAAGAUGAGCAUGCUGGAUAUGAAGCGACGGGUGGCCGCAAUUAUGGAUUUCAUAUCAAGAACCCAGGUCGAUUUGGCGGCCGAAGCAGCAUUGGACCGCAGUAACAAUUCAACUCAAUCCCCGCAUGAUCCUACCAAAUCGCCAAUGGACCAAGAUGCAAAGGAACAGCGUGACUCUCCUGAAUCAAAGGUCUUCAAGGAAUUGAGCUGCAUGGAGAUGAUGGACGUCCUUACGCGAGAUAUGGUUAAGUGGCAAAAUCAAUACUCAUGA